AUAAAACAAAUUAAUGAUUACAGAGAUAAAUUUUUAUCUUCGAAAAUUCUAGUUAUCAGCGGUUGCAUAAACUGAUAUAGUUUAGGUAACUUGAUAUUAAAUCUGUUUUAUCGAUAAAAUAUCGUUCAAUCGAUAAUUUGUUAUAUCGAUAAUCACCGUUAUAGUUAUUUUCUUUACGUUUGUCAUGAGUCUUUUACAUUAAACUUUUUAAUAAGGAUCCAAUAACAUCAAAGUAUAAUCGUUAAAUUGAAAGUAUCAUUGAAAAUAGUUUCAAGGUCGUAUAAAGGUGUCGUAACAUAAAUUCGUAAAAGUAAUUUUAUCCUGUUUAACUUUUCCACGUUAUAACUAAAGAAGGUACAUUAUAAAUAAAGCAAUGAAGAUGAAUUUAUUAUUACGUUUAAUUUCAUUAGAUGCUUAUAUGCUCUAUGCAGAUGAUAUUAGCUGGUCAUUUAUGGGCAAAAUCUCUAAUGCGUAUGCAACCAUCAGGUUUGAUGUUUAAUAUCAAAAAACGAUGGUACGAAUCCAACUCGGGUGAACAUAUUAGACAACAAGUUUUAACGCACACUAGUAUUUUCGUAGAAGAAGGAUUAGCGAUACAAGAAGUUCCUUUGAUCGUUAGAAAGAUUAAUAAUAUCGAAGCAAUAUGUAAUAAUAAGGAUAAACAUAGCCUCUCUGUUGUUAAUCUCCCUAAUAUAUCCAAAAAGAACAAUCAAGUCAAAUCGCGCGAUAAAAAUGAAUUAAAUCCGCAAAGUAAUUCCAAAAUAAAAGAUAAAUCAUUGAGUCGAAGACUGGAUAUUGAAACAGAGGAUGGAACUGCGAUAUUAUUCUGCCCCGAUUUGAAAUCAUUUAAAGAAGCAGAUGUUGAGAAAGCUUUGCAAGAAUUACAGUCGUUUAAUACAGCCAAUGGUUCCUAUUCAAUGCUGGACGAUAAGAUCACGCAAGAAUUAAAUUGCAGAGUAGCUUUAGAAGGAUUAAAAAAAGUCAUAGAAUUAGAGAAUAGUUGGGUUAAGCAGAAAUCUAAUAAGAUGCAGAGAAAUAGACAUAUGGAGAUUGACACUACUGCUAGAGAUAUCGUGAUGAAACAAUUGAUUAAAUUAAUUAUUAGCAGCAAUGAUAGCGAAAUGAUACUUCAAGGUCUUAUCGCAUUGAAGAAGGAUAAAAUUAGUCCUGCUAGAAAUACAUGUAGGGACUGGAUGUGUGAUGAGGCUUUAGGUCGAGCGACAGAUGGAGAAUUUUCACCUGCACAGUUGAUAAAUUUAAUAAAAAUUUUAUCGUCUUAUAAGGAUUCCAAGUAUCGUAAAUCGGUAGACACUUUAUGGGUCGGUAUUGUGCUUCGACAAAACGAGAUCACUUCCCAUACAUUAGUGGCGUUAUUUAAAAUGUUAAAAUAUUUUAAUCAGAGUAAAAACAUGGUGAAGCUUAUUCUUGAAAGGAAACUUUCUAGCUAUUAUUUAAAGUUAACGGGCACACAAAUUUCAGAAAUACUAAAUUGUUUUUACGACGAUGUCUCCGCGAAGAAUUGUUUGCAGAGUGCCAGCAAAUGGACAGAGGUAAACAUGAAUACAUCAACUGAAAGAGAUCUAAUAAAUUUUAUACGAAGUUUAAACGCGAAAGAUUAUAUUGACGAUAAAAUUGAGUACAGUUUACAAGAUUAUUUGAAGUUUAAAGCACCGCAGAUCGAAAAUUCAAAAUUAAUAGCAGCGAUUAUGGAGUAUUGUAAAAAUCUUCAAGUUAGAAAUGAACAUAUCAUGUCGGAAUGUGGGGAAUAUUUUAUAAAACAUGCUACGAAUAUACCAACUUCUUUACUACCCUCUAUUCUUACACCAUUUGGAUUUUUGUAUGUACAACUACCAAAUUCCAUGGAAUUUUGGAAAACAUUUGAUGAUGUGUUAUCAGUAAAAUUUCACGACUUAAAAUUAGACGAUGCUCUAGAUAUUCUUCUCUCUUGUACUUAUUUAGAAAGAUAUCCUACAAAAUUUUUCGAUAAAAUAUUUAUUUCACAAUUGCUUCAUAAAUUUAAUUUAAGAAGUCAUUCUGGCUUUUUUAAUCGAAUAAAGAACAAAUUAAAGCUAUUAGAUGCCACUAUGUUUUUGGAAUGCAAGGAUUAUAAAACUAUGCAUUUCCCUUUAGGGAGAAUAGACAAACCAUUAUUUCUAGAUGAAAGAAUUCGAAGAUCAGUGAAUAUGAUAUAUCAACCAUUAGCGUCUUUGAUCGGUGGAGAUAAAAAAUUGAGUAAAAACGUGAUUUUAAAUCAACUUCCAGUCAUAAAUUUUUACGUGCUUGAUAUUGUAAUACAUCCUCGUAUAGUAUCAAGUUCAGUAUUUCAUUUGAAUUCGGGACAGAAGAAGAAUAUAAAUACUGCAGUUUUGAUUUAUUUGCCAGAGUAUUAUUGUAGAAAUACAAAUUUCUUAAUAGGACCUCAAAUAAUGAGAAAAAGACAAAUAAAAAAGUUAGGUUUCCGAGUUAUGGUAUUGGACUAUACAACAUUGCAAGAAAUCUGGAAUCAGUCUGAUAAAUUGUCAUCUUAUUUGUUAGAAAGUUUACAUUCGGCAGAAGAUGCUUUGUAAUGCGUAAGCGAUAAGAAUUAAAAGCAAUGUGAUUAUCGAAAUGUAUUGCGUAAUGUAUGAAAUACAAAUUUCUCAGAAGAUCAUUUUUUAGUGACAAUAAAAAUGUAUGAAUUUUUUUUUUCUAAAUCAAAGCGUUAUGUAUAUUUUUGCUAGUUCGAUAUGUUAAUAAAUUCAUUUUUU
Osmia bicornis bicornis is the source of this 2747-nucleotide messenger RNA. RefSeq names its product FAST kinase domain-containing protein 3, mitochondrial-like. The record is from RefSeq and is a predicted model, not a curated record. Gene Ontology annotation, biological process: regulation of mitochondrial mRNA stability. The transcript has a single exon. Bases 411 to 2567 code for a protein of 718 amino acids. Lineage: Eukaryota; Metazoa; Arthropoda; Insecta; Hymenoptera; Megachilidae.